GAAUGGCUGUUCAAGUUGGCAAAUCCUCUAAUUUUGCUUAAUCUCUGAAUAAAGCAUGCACGUUUGCAACAAUUGAAAUACUAUUGUAAUCUGAGCUCAGCGGUCAGCAUCAAUGUUUCCACGCAAUGUACUCCGGCUCGGAAUUGUUGGUUUGGAGAUUGCACUCUGAGAAGUCCCUAGUUCGUGUAUCUUUGAGGUGGAACCCGAAAACUUUCUACUACUCAAAGAUAACUUCCACAAACUUAUCUUUGUAUUUAAUAAGGAGCGGCCUUCCAACCCGAAUUUGCAGAACCCAUUGUUAAUCUAACCAUCCCUAUGGGACGAGAUGCCACUUUCCGAUGUCUUGUCCACCAUUUGGGAGGAUACAGGGUGGGAUGGGUGAAGGCAGACACCAAGGCAAUUCAAGCGAUCCACGACCAUGUGAUCACACACAACCCCCGAGUAUCGGUGUCUCAUAACGACCACACCACAUGGAAUCUCCACAUCAAGAACGUGCAAGAGGAGGACAGAGGACAAUACAUGUGUCAGAUUAACACUGAUCCCAUGAAAAGUCAGCUGGGCUUUCUGGACGUUGUCGUUCCUCCCGAUUUCAUUCCCGAGGAAACUUCCGGAGACGUAAUGGUACCCGAAGGUGGGACCGUAAAGUUGACUUGUCGAGCACGGGGCCAUCCAGAACCACAUGUACAAUGGCGACGGGAAGAUGGUAGCGAUAUUAUAAUAAGAGAGCCCACGGGAGCUCGCACUAAAGUUUCCUCCUAUCAAGGCGAAGUGUUACUUCUUGUGAAGAUAUCACGUUCCGAAAUGGGCGCAUAUAUGUGCAUAGCUUCAAACGGAGUUCCUCCGACCGUUAGCAAGAGGAUUAUGGUCAAUGUAAAUUUCCACCCGGUAAUACAAGUACCGAAUCAAUUGGUGGGAGCGCCAUUGGGAACUGAUGUGACAUUAGAGUGUUAUGUAGAGGCUUCCCCUAAAUCCAUCAACUACUGGGUGCGAGAUACCGGUGAGAUGGUGAUUCCAAGCCAUAAAUACGACGUUCAAUUUGUCAGCAAGUCACUAUUUGAAGUGCGAAUGACCGUAAUUGUACGGAACUUUCAAAAAGAAGACGCCGGAUCCUAUCGCUGCAUCGCUAAAAACUCACUUGGAGAAGUAGAGAGCAACAUUCGCCUCUACGAAAUUGCAGGCCCGACCCGAGUGUCCAGUCUCUCGAUGGACGAGGAAGACUAUAACGAGCAGUUCGGGUCUGCUGAGCGUGAACAGGACGAAGAAUUGUCGAACAGUGUGCUUGAACGAGGCCGGCCAAUGUCCCACACCACUCCUGGUACCCUACGGGGUACUCUGACAAACACACAUGAGAACCAGGUUCCCGUCGACCCGGCGCCGAGCUGCUCCUCCAAGCUGGUCCCCAUGUUGUCGUCGCUUCUGCUGCUCCUCCUUAGGAUAUGACGACCCGCUGUUCCCGACGCAUUUAUGUAGUGACAAUAAUGUUUCAUUCCUUUGUUCCCAAUUAUUGACUGUUUUUAUUUCAAAACCCAGUUUCAUGUGUGGUUUUGAUUGUAUAGUCUACUUCAUGUAUGGUAAACUAAACGUAGCUGGGCCACCACCGUGGCACCGGGAGACCAUACAGUAUGUUGCCUUAUAAUAUAUGUCAAAUAACUUAGAUUCGUAAGACAUUUUAGGCAGUCAAGUUUUACGAAAAUAUCAUAUAAAUAUGUUAAACCAGUUGUUUGCUGAAAUGUACUAAUUAUUAUAUGUUAUUCUGGGAUUUAAG
Messenger RNA from Tribolium madens (black flour beetle), 1765 nucleotides. RefSeq names its product lachesin-like. The coding region runs from base 316 to 1440 and encodes 374 amino acids. NCBI's taxonomy places the organism in Eukaryota, Metazoa, Arthropoda, Insecta, Coleoptera, Tenebrionidae. The transcript has 8 exons. The record is from RefSeq and is a predicted model, not a curated record. Gene Ontology annotation, cellular component: neuron projection.